Knipowitschia caucasica is the source of this 2304-nucleotide messenger RNA. The record is from the annotation of a GenBank genome assembly. Lineage: Eukaryota; Metazoa; Chordata; Actinopteri; Gobiiformes; Gobiidae.
AUGCACUGCUGCGAGCGUGUACCACAGACUGGAGCGCACAGGCAGCAGAGAAAAAGAAGCGACAGAAUCAUAACCUUUGAGCCGAGCAGUGAUUCACAUCUUUUCCGUGUCGUGGCCGGACGUCCUCUGCCAAGCUCCCGUUCACAGAAACAAGAUGGGAGCGAGCCGCGGAUCACUGCAGUGCUAGACCCCCCGCUGCCCCCCUGCGCCGCCUCCCCCCUGCACAAGACCCCUGAUUUGUUUGAAAUGAUUGCGAGGAUGCAGGGAAACAGGAUGGAUGAACAAAGGUGCACCUUUCCGCCUCCUCUCAAGACAGAAGAGGACUACAUUCCAUACCCAAGCGUACACGAGGUGCUUGGCAGAAAAAUUCCCUUUCCGCUCAUCCUUCUGCCGCAGUUUGGGGGCUACUGGAUCGAAGGGACCAACCAUGAAGUGGGGAACGCCCAGGAGCCAGAUCUGCAGCCGCUGUCGGCCAGUACCAGAACCAAACUGGAAUGCAACACCACCGCCAUGCUGUUCCGGAAACACUUCUUGGGAAAGGAACACUUUAAUUACUAUUCAGUGGACGGCGCUCUCGGACAUCUGGUCUUUUCACUCAAAUAUGACGAGAUCGGAGACCAGGAACAUCUCCGGCUCAUGCUCAGGACCAAGCUGAAAACGCACCACGAUGUCAUCCCCAUCUCCUGCCUCACAGAGUUCCCUAACGUGGUGCAAAUGGCCAAGCUCAUCUGUGAAGAAGUCAACGUGGACCGUUUUUACCCAGUUCUUUACCCCAAAGCCUCCAGACUCAUAGUGACCUUUGAUGAACACGUGAUCAGCAACAAUUUCAAGUAUGGAAUCAUCUACCAAAAGUUUGGACAGACAACAGAAGAGGAGUUAUUCGGCAACACCAUCGAGAGCGCUGCCUUUGUGGAAUUUCUGGAAUUUCUGGGAGAGAAGAUUGAGCUGCACAACUUUAAAGGCUUUCGAGGAGGGCUGGACGUCACCCACGGGCAAACUGGCACAGAGUCCAUAUACUGCAACUACCGCAACAAGGAGGUGAUGUUCCACGUGUCCACCAAGCUGCCGUUCACCGAAGGAGACGCUCAGCAGCUCCAAAGAAAAAGGCACAUAGGGAAUGACAUCGUGGCCAUAGUGUUUCAAGAGGAGAACACGCCGUUUGUCCCGGACAUGAUCGCCUCUAACUUCCUUCAUGCUUAUAUCGUGGUACAAGUGGUCAACCCCUGCUCCGACAACGUUUUAUAUAAGGUUUCAGUAACAGCAAGAGAUGACGUUCCCUUCUUCGGCCCAGCCCUCCCAAACCCUGCGGUUUUUAGUAAAGGUCCUGAAUUCCAUGAAUUCCUGUUCACAAAAUUAAUAAAUGCAGAGUAUGCUUGUUACAAAGCAGAGAAGUUUGCAAAGUUAGAAGAGCGGACGAGGUCUGCUCUGUUAGAAACACUGUAUGAGGAGCUCCACAUGAACAGCCAGGCCAUGAUGGGCAUCGGGGGAGACGAUGACAAGCUGGAGAAUGGGAGUGGUGGAGGAGGGGGCUUCUUUGAAUCUUUUAAGCGGGUGAUCCGCAGCAGGAGCCAGUCCAUGGAUGCCAUGGGUCUGGCUUUCAAGAGGCCACAAACAGUCUCCACUAGCCUCAGCAACAACUUUAACCACAGUCCCUCAGACAGCCCUAAAUUCCCAGGGAUAUCAUUGCUUGUCCCAGGCAAAAGCCCCAGUAAAUAUGGACGCCGAGGCAGCGCCAUAGGAAUAGGAACAGUAGAAGAGUCUUUGAUAAUCCCGGGGAAAAGUCCCACGAGGAAAAAGUCUGGUCCUUUCAGUUCCAGACGAAGCAGUGCGAUCGGCAUCGAGAACAUCCAGGAGGUGCAGGAACGGAGCAGAGAUAGCUCGCCGCACACACAGAAGACUCCGGACAGCGGCCAUGUCUCCCAAGAUCCCAAAUCUGACAACUCGUCCAAUCAGAGCUCUCCGGAAGUCCUCACGACGGCCAAGAACAGGGCUCCUUCCAUCGCGGAGGCUCACGACCUGUCUCGCUCCUCGUCCAACGCCAGCAGCUUCGCCAGCGUGGUGGAGGAGAACGAGACGGAGGCCACCGAGGACUACGACACUGGCAUGGAGAGUCUAUCCUCCGCUGGGACGCCACAUAAGAGGGACUCGCUCACCUACGGGACGUGGCUGGAGGACAGCAUCAGCAGCACAAGCAACAACAGCCGAGGCAGCUCCCCCGGGCCGGGGAAACCAGAGCGAGUGAAAGGAGCAGAUAUUCGUAUAAAACUGGAGCGACCGCACGAACACUCCUCUUCAAAUUGUUAG